This is a messenger RNA of Dicentrarchus labrax (European seabass), 3623 nucleotides long. It is a transcript of the gene nom1, whose product is annotated as nucleolar protein with MIF4G domain 1. NCBI's taxonomy places the organism in Eukaryota, Metazoa, Chordata, Actinopteri, Moronidae. Gene Ontology annotation, molecular function: protein binding; RNA binding. Gene Ontology annotation, cellular component: nucleolus. The coding region runs from base 299 to 2905 and encodes 868 amino acids. Gene Ontology annotation, biological process: ribosomal small subunit biogenesis. The record is from RefSeq and is a predicted model, not a curated record. The transcript has 11 exons.
AAAGUGUGUCAUCACCGUGCGUCAGCUACUCGGCGUGCCCCGGAAGCGAAUGGCCACGUGGUCGUGGGUCAUAUCAACAAUCCUCAUGGAGAUGCAUGUGUUUGAGGUAUUUAUGUGUUUAAAAUAGGCUAGAGUUCAUCCUGUACGUUACGGUUUUGUUGUUUUGUUGUUGUUUUUAAAGCAUCCGUCGUUCAAUAAGUUAGCUGAGUGUCUGUGUUUGUUGGACCAAGGAUAGGCGGGUGGGUUUGACGUUAUCAAGCUCAUAGUACAUAUAGUGUGAGUCUACUUUUUUUUAGAGAUGAAGGGCAAAUGGAAGCAGAGCAACAACAACAAGAAGAAGAAGGGGAAUGUGGUGUUACAGAAGUACAUUGUGGCAAUGGAUGAGUUUAUUAAAAGCGAGGGGGGCUCUGAAGAAGGGGAGCAGGACCAUGGCUUGAAAUUUGUGAAAAGGAAAAGUAGAAAGGAGCUGCGCAAAGAGAAGCGAAAAAUGAAAAAAGCCAAAAUGAAAAGUCAUUAUGAGGGUAAAAAGAACCUCACUUUCCCCCUCGAUGAAGGUGAAAACUCGGGAAUACCAGCUGAUGAAGAGCAGCAGCAGAAGAAGAAGCAGAAGAAGAAGAAGAAAGAAAAGACAGAAGUGUCAAAAGCAAAUUCAAAUAAGUCCAGUAGUGCUCCCUCAGAGAAAUCAAACAACUCUGAAACACCCUCAUCUUCCAAGAAAGGCAAGAAAAUCAACAAGCUUCAAGAAUCAAGAAAAAUGGCGCUUCUGGAGGCAAAUGAAGACGAGGAUAGAGAAAUAAAGAAACUAGAGCGGCAGCUGGGAUUAAACAAGAGAAAGAACAAGAAAAGUCUCCCCCAGUCCUUCGUGGCUGAUGGACUUGAUUACAUCCUUGGUAUGCUUGACUCUGGCUCGUCGGCUGUGGGGAUGUAUGAUGAUGAUGAUGAAGAUAACAUGGACGUCGCCAAGGAGAACUUUGAAAAGCUCGGUGAGAAAGACUCUCAGCUGUCGGACGAGGAACCUGGAGAUGAGAUGGCGAGUGAAGGCAGUGAUGAAGAUAUGGGUUCAUUUGAUGAUGAAAAUGAGGUGGACGACGACGACGACGACGACGAUGAUGAUGAUGAUGAAAUGGUUGAUGAGGAGGAAGCAGAGGAGGAGGAGGAAAUGGAGGAUGAGCUGAAUGAGAAUAACUCAGAUGAUGAAACUGAAGGGGAAGCAGAGGAAGAAGCAGAGGAAGAAGCAGAGGAAGAAGCAGAGGACGAUGCAGAGGAAGGUGCAGACACUGCUGACACAAAGACAUCAGACUCAAAGUCAGAAACAGUCGACUCCACAGCAGGGAAGUACGUGCCGCCUCACUUGCGAAACACUGGGGAUGAUGAACGCAAAGCGGAGCUCGAAAAACUGAAGAGGAAUGUGAAAGGUCUGGUGAACAGGCUGAGUGAGCCCAACAUGGCAUCCAUCAGUGGUCAACUGGAGGAGCUGUACAUGAGCUGCAGCAGGAAGGACAUGAAUGACACCCUAACGGAGGUGCUCCUAGCUGCCUGCGUCACCCCGGCCCUGAUGCCUGACAGACUACUGAUGGAGCACGUUCUGCUCGUCAGCGUCCUCCAUCACACCGUCGGGAUAGAGGUCGGAGCUCAUUUUCUAGAGACGGUCGUGCGCAAGUUCGACGAGGUGUACAAGAUCCCAAGUGAAAGCAAGGAGUGCGACAACCUGGUCGCCAUUGUCGGUUACCUCUAUAACUUCCAGGUGGUGCAUUCUGUCCUCAUCUUCGACAUCCUAAAACUUUUUGUUGGAGCUUUCACAGAGAAGGACGUUGAACUAGUUUUGUUUGUGCUGAGGAAUGUCGGCUUCGCCCUGAGGAAGGACGACGCUCUGGCUCUCAAGGAGCUCAUCUCUGAAGGCCAGCGCAAGGCCAGCAACGUGGGGUCAAAGUUUCACGAUCAGAACAGGGUGCGUUUCAUGCUGGAAACCAUGCUGGCUUUAAAGAACAAUGAUAUGCGGAAGAUCCCAGGCUACGAUCCUGAGCCUGUGGAGAGAUUGAAGAAGUUGCAAAGGACUCUGAUCCACCGGAGUGCAGGAGGCAGUGACAUGAAACUGAGGGUCUCUCUGGACAACCUCUUGGCAGCAGAGCAGGUGGGCCGCUGGUGGAUCGUCGGCUCCUCGUGGAGUGGGGCGCCAAUGAUCAGCGAACAAGGGAACGCAAACUCAAAACAGAGUACUGCUGAAGGACAGUUUAGUGCUAAAGUCUUGGAGCUGGCUAGGAAACAGAGGAUGAACACUGAGGUCAGAAGAAACAUCUUCUGUGUGAUCAUGACCAGUGAAGAUUACCUGGAUGCUUUUGAGAAACUCCUCAGGAUGGGCCUGAAGGACAAGCAGGAGAGAGAGAUUGUUCAUGUUUUGAUGGACUGCUGUCUGCAGGAGAAAACCUUCAAUGCCUAUUACGCCGUACUGGGAGAGAAGUUCUGCUCCCAAGAUCGGCGCUUCCAGAUGACUUUCCAGUUCAACCUAUGGGACAAGUUCAGGGAGCUGUCCAGCCUUCCCAGCAGCACCUUUAACAACCUGGUCCAGCUGGUUACCCGCUUCCUUCAGAAGAAAUGCCUCUCACUCUCCAUACUCAAAGUAAUAGAGUUUGGGGAACUAGAUAAGCCCACAGUUCGCUUCUUGCGUCAGGUGCUGACCAAACUGCUAAAGGAAACAGAGCCUGAGGACCUAGCCAGCAUAUUUGGAAGGAUUUCAGGAAUUCCCAAGCUAGGAAUGCUGCGGGAGGGCUUGAAGCUUUUCAUCAGUCACUUCCUGCUGAAGAAUGCCCAGUCACAGGGACCAGCUGAGCAAGCAGCGAUGCUGUCAGAGCGCGCCCAGGUCGCCACCAAAGCCAUGGAGGCCAAAGAGGCCAAGCUCAAACUGUAAAACACACACAACCACACACACCAGACACCCAACAGACGUACGUAACAAAACUGUGGAACAGAAGACUGCUUGUUCGUGGGAAUUGUCUCUUCAUACAAAACCCCCUUUACGGUUUUCCACAAAGAAGAAUAAAUAUGUUUUUGAUAUUAAAAUAGUGUUUUUGCUUUGGGGAGUUCUUGUACAUAAUUGUUAACAUGAAUCUUUUUACAUUUGGAACAUACUGAAUCCUCUGAAGACACACUAGUCUUAGCACUAUGUAUAUUAUUUUAAUUCAGUGCGUAUAGGUUCAGCUUUUAUUACUCUGCAAUAAUAUAAUUACAGUUUUUGUUUCAUGACAAUUUGACUUCCCAAAUGCAUUGAUCCAUGAUGGUGCUUGUACAUUUGUUAAUAAAACUGGAGCAAAAUAUGUAGGCCCUGGAGUGUAACAAAUGUUCAUUCAAUUUUGUCAUAAAAACCUCCAUAAACCAGACAAUUUACCUCAAGCUUUGAUUCCUUUGUAGAGAGAAAGAAAUCAUUUUCUCUUACAACCGCUCUCAUAUUAUUUUCUCCUGUGCCUUAAUGUUUAUUUCUGAAACCGCCCUCGUGGAGGCAGUGUGCAGCAAGAGUUAACAUUAUUGAAUUCAGACGCCUGGAACCAUUCUUUUGGGCUUUACUGAGUCUAUUUACACUGUCAGACAAAACAAAGCACAUUAUAAUAAACUCUCAGCCUUAAAUACAA